AUGCGACCUGAUUCAAGUCGAACCCGCGCGAAAACCCCCGCGUUCGCGCUCUUAGUCUGCUCCAUCGCGCUCCUCGUCCGAGGCGGUAACGGGCAAACGCCAGCGCCGGACGCAUCAGGCGGGUCCUACGUGGACGUGAGCUCCAACGCCACGUCCGAGGUGGAGGGGCGGUUCGGGACUCAGCCCAGCCAGCGCUCGGGCCAGUCGCUGACCCGCGUGGACUCCGAUACCGCCGUGCUUUUCGGCGGCCUGUCCCCCACGGGCACGCUGAAUGACGUUUGGGAGUACAAGGUGGCGCAGAAGAAGUGGACGAGGCUGCACGAGGGCGGGGUCGGGCCGCUCGACACCGACCCGUACUCGACGGUGCCUUCGCCUCGCACCGGCCACGCGGCUGUCGUGCUGCGGGGUGACCUGUUCAUAUUCGGGGGGUACGACCCGGACAGGGGCGACACUAACGACGUGUGGAAGUUCACGCGGGCGACCGGCGUCUGGUCGCACGUUACGCUCGCGGCGGGCGCGGACGUUCCGGCGUCCAGGAGCGGGCACGCCGCGUUUGCGCCAGACCCGAGUGCGGGUGUGUUUACGGUGUUUGGCGGGAACAUGCGCAACGACGUGUGGGAGUUCGACGUGGACGCGAGCAAGUGGACGGUGGUGAUGACGGAGUUUGCGGGUUCGUCGGGGGCGGCGGUGAAGGGCGUGGGGGCGUUGUUAGUGGCCGUGGGGGCGGCCACGGCGGCGACCCUGGUGAGCGGCGAGUGGUGGAGGAAUUUCUGA
Molecule: messenger RNA, 774 nt
Organism: Micromonas commoda
Lineage: Eukaryota; Viridiplantae; Chlorophyta; Mamiellophyceae; Mamiellales; Mamiellaceae
Exons: 2
Coding region: 1-774 (257 amino acids)
Molecular function (GO): protein binding
Source: RefSeq, a predicted model, not a curated record